AUGGCUGACGAAUACGACGCCGUUGAGGCCGCCGAGAUCAAGAAGAAGAGAGCGUUCAGAAAGUUCUCCUACCGUGGAAUCGACCUCGAUCAACUCCUGGACCUUUCCUCCGACCAACUUCGUGAUGUCGUCCACGCCCGCGCCCGCCGUCGGUUCAACCGUGGUCUUAAGCGCAAGCCCAUGGGUUUGAUCAAGAAGCUCCGCAAGGCGAAGCAGGAGGCCAAGCCCAACGAGAAGCCGGAUCUUGUCAAGACUCACCUCCGAAACAUGAUCGUUGUUCCAGAGAUGAUCGGCAGCGUUAUCGGUAUCUACUCAGGAAAGGAGUUCAACCAGGUCGAAAUCAAGCCUGAGAUGGUCGGACACUACUUGGGAGAAUUCUCUAUCUCUUACCACCCAGUGAAGCACGGAAGACCCGGUAUUGGUGCCACCCACUCUUCCCGUUUCAUUCCUCUCAAGUAA
Molecule: messenger RNA, 459 nt
Organism: Cadophora gregata
Lineage: Eukaryota; Fungi; Ascomycota; Leotiomycetes; Helotiales; Ploettnerulaceae
Gene: RPS15
Product: ribosomal protein S15
Exons: 4
Coding region: 1-459 (152 amino acids)
Biological process (GO): ribosomal small subunit assembly; translation
Cellular component (GO): cytosolic small ribosomal subunit; ribosome
Molecular function (GO): structural constituent of ribosome; RNA binding
Source: RefSeq, a predicted model, not a curated record